AUGUUGUUAAGCAAAAAUAAAAAAAAAAAAAAAAAUAAAAAAAACUUGGCUAUAAAAGCCUGCAGCAGCAAACAUCUCAGUUUAGUUUGAAUUAAAUUUCUUCUGAUAAACAAAUUCAAAAUGCAAAAACUUAUUACCCUUUGCAGUCUGUUCGCAGUUGUUGCUGUCGUAUGCAGUGUGGAACAAGUUAAGGAGCCAGUUAAGAUUUUAAGACAAGAAUCUGUCAAAAAUGAAGACGGUUCUUACACCUACUUGCUAGAGACUGAUGAUGGAUACUUCAAGGAGGAAUCCGGUGUUGUUAUUAACCCAGGAUCUGAGGACCCUAAAGUCAGGGUUAGUGGAAACUAUCAUUAUGUUGAUGCCGCUACCGGUGAAGUUGUGAGUGUUGAAUAUACCGCCGAUGAAAAUGGAUUCUAUCCAAGUGGAAGUCAUAUUGCUAAGGAAAUCACUGAUGCCGCUUUGAAGUCAAAGGAUAACCCAAGGGAACCUCAACCACAAUACCAGCAAUUCAAACAGCCAGCACAAUUGCCAAAGAGGAAGCAGUUCUAAGUAUUUGAUGAUUUUCUGAAAGGAAAAGUGUGGAGUUAAGUUGCAUAAUGAUUUGUUAAGUUUGACUGAGACUUUUAUUUAAGUUUCAAAAUGUGUAAAUAUAAAUGAUGAAAAUAUGUUGAAAA
Molecule: messenger RNA, 674 nt
Organism: Episyrphus balteatus (marmalade hoverfly)
Lineage: Eukaryota; Metazoa; Arthropoda; Insecta; Diptera; Syrphidae
Product: larval cuticle protein 65Ab1-like
Exons: 2
Coding region: 121-549 (142 amino acids)
Cellular component (GO): chitin-based extracellular matrix
Molecular function (GO): structural constituent of chitin-based larval cuticle
Source: RefSeq, a predicted model, not a curated record